AUGGAGAAGCCCUCGCCAGUGCAGCUGCUGGAAAUGUUGAAGAAUUUGGGAGAAGAGGAGCUGAAGCUUUUCCACUUUUACCUGCAGUAUGAACCUGGAGCUGACUUCCCUAAAAUCCAUAAGUGCCAGCUGGAGAAUGCAGACAGACUGAAAACAGUAGAAGUGAUGGUGCAGGUGUAUUCAGACCGUGUGAUGGAGGUGGCAAAGUUGAUUUUAGGAAGGCUGACAGGAGCAGCCAAUCAGAUACCUCCACAGUGUGUUGGCAGAGUGACAGAGAUCAGAGGGUUCACUGACCCACAGAAGGAGGAGUACUUCAGGAAGAGAUUCAGAGAUGAGGAGCAGAGUGCUGUGAACAAGGCCUUACAGAGUCCAAAUGGACACCUGGACUUGUUCCUCCGCUUCCUCCUUGGCCUUUCAUUGCAGAACAAUCAGAUUCUCCUACGAGGUCUGCUGACACAGACAGAAAGGAGAUCACAGACCAAUCAGGAAACAAUCCAGUAUAUCAAGGCAAGGCUCCAUGAAAAUCUGUCUGCAGAGAAAAGCAUCAAUCUGCUCCACUGUCUGAACGAACUGAAUGAUCAUUCUUUAGUGGAGGAGAUCCAGCAGGGCAGGAGUUCAGGAAGUCUCUCCACAGGUAAAUUGUCUCCUGCUCAGUGCUCAGCUCUGACCUUCAUCUUACUGUCAUCAGAAGAUCUGGAUGAGUUUGACUUCAAGAAAUAUUCAGCUUCAGAGGAGGCUCUUCUGAGAAUGCUGCCAGUGGUCAAAACCUCUAAAAAAGCUCUGCUGAGCAACUGUAACCUGUCAGAAAAAGGCAUUGAAAUUCUGUUGCCAGUCGUCAGCUCCCAGUCCUGUAGUCUGAGAGAGCUUGACCUGAGUACCAACAGCCUGAAGGCUUCAGCAGUAAAGCUUCUGUCUGCUGCAGUGGAGAAUCCACACACCAAACUGAAUAUUCUGAGACUGAAUGGAUGUAACGUCUCAGAGAGAAGCUGUGAAGAUCUGUCCUCAGUUCUCAGUUCCCAGUUCUCUAGUCUGAGAGAGCUUGACCUGAGUAACUGUGACCUGCAGGAUUCGGGAGUAAAGCUUCUGUCUGCUAGACUAAAGAAUUCACAGUGUGCAGUGGAAACUCUCAGAAAGAUGAUGAAAGAUCCUUCAUCAGCAGAGGAGGAGCUUUUCAAGGUGCGGUCAGCUUUUGUUUGGAGGGUGUCAACAGAACUCCUUAAACAGCUCCUUGAGGCCCUUGUAAGUGAUGGUGUUUUAAAUGAAUUGGAGAAAGAAUCGAUACUGGAGAAGAACCCUGUCAGAGCAGAUAAGGCACGCUGCUUCAUUGACACAGUGAAGAAGAAAGGGGACAAAGCCUGCAGGAUAAUGAUCAGACAUCUUCAGACUGUAGAUCUCUCUCUUUUCUCUCAGCUACGUUUAUACUCUGAUCUGUCUGCUCAGCAAGAGACUCUUCAAAAUUGUCGGCAUCAUCUUCAAUCCAAGCUGAAGAAGAAGUUCCAGUGUGUGUUUGAGGGAAUCGCUAAAGCAGGAAACCCAACCCUCCUGAAUAAGAUCUACACAGAGCUCUACAUCACAGAGGGAGGGACUGCAGAGGUCAAUGAUGAACAUGAGGUCAGACAGAUUGAAACAGCAUCCAGGAAACCAGACAGACCAGAAACAAUAAUCAGACAAGAAGACAUCUUUAAAGACUUACCUGGAAGAGAUGAACCAAUCAGAACAGUGCUGACAAAGGGAGUGGCUGGCAUUGGAAAAACAGUCUUAACACAGAAAUACACCCUGGACUGGGCUGAAGACAAAGCCAACCAGGACAUCCAGUUCAUAUUUCCAUUCACUUUCAGAGAGCUGAAUGUGCUGAAAGAGGAAAAGUUCAGCUUGGUAGAACUUGUUCAUCACUUCUUUACUGAAACCAAAGAAGCAGGAAUCUGCAGCUUGGAAGACUUCCAGGUUGUGUUCAUCUUUGAUGGUCUGGAUGAGUGUCGACUUCCUCUGGACUUCCACAAAACUACAAUCCUAACUGACCCUAGAAAGUCCACCUCAGUUGAUGUGCUGCUCAUAAACCUCAUCAGGGGGGAACUCCUUCCUUUUGCUCGCCUCUGGAUAACCACACGACCUGCAGCAGCUGACCAGAUCCCUCCGAAGUGUGUUUCUAUGGUGACAGAGAUCAGAGGGUUUACUGACCCACAGAAGGAGGAGUACUUCAGAAAGAGAUUCAGAGAUGAAGAGCAGGCCAGCAGGAUCAUCUCCCACAUCACGACGUCACGAAGCCUCCACAUCAUGUGCCACAUCCCAGUCUUCUGCUGGAUCACUGCUACAGUUCUGGAGGAUGUGCUGGAAACCAGAGAGGGAGGACAGCUGCCCAAGACCCUGACUGAGAUGUACAUCCACUUCCUGGUGGUUCAGGCCAAAGUGAAGAAGGUCAAGUAUGAUGGAGGAGCUGAGACAGAUCCACACUGGAGUCCAGAGAGCAGGGAGAUGAUUGAGUCUCUGGGAAAACUGGCUUUUGAUCAGCUGCAGAAAGGAAACCUGAUCUUCUAUGAAUCAGACCUGACAGAGUGUGGCAUCGAUAUCAGAGCAGCCUCAGUGUACUCAGGAGUGUUCACACAGAUCUUUAAAGAGGAGAGAGGACUGUACCAGGACAAGGUGUUCUGCUUCAUCCAUCUGAGUGUUCAGGAGUUUCUGGCUGCUCUUCAUGUCCAUCUGACCUUCAUCAACUCUGGACUCAAUCUGCUGGAAGAACAACAAACAACCUCUACGUGGUCCAAAUUAUCUAAAAAUCAAAAAGCAGUAGUAUCUGCAGAGUACUAUUUCUACCAGAGUGCUGUGGAAAAGGCCUUACAGAGUCCAAAUGGACACCUGGACUUGUUCCUCCGCUUCCUUCUGGGUCUUUCACUGCAGGCCAAUCAGAGUCUGCUACGAGGACUGAUGACACAGAUAGGAAGUAGCUCACAGAUCAAUCAGGAAACAGUAGUGUACAUCAAGAAGAAGCUCAGUCAUAAUCUGUCUGCAGAGAAAAGCAUCAAUCUGUUCCACUGUCUGAAUGAACUGAAUGAUCAUUCUCUAGUGGAGGAGAUCCAAGAGUCCCUGAGAUCAGGAAGUCUCUCCACAGAUGAACUGUCUCCUGCUCAGUGGUCAGCUCUGGUCUUCAUCUUACUGUCAUCAGAAAAAGAUCUGGAUGAGUUUGACCUGAAGAAAUAUUCUGCUUCAGAGGAGGCUCUUCUGAGGCUGCUGCCAGUGGUCAAAGCCUCCAACAAAGCUCUGUUGAGCAGCUGUAACCUGUCAGAGAGAGGCUGUGAACGUUUGUUAUCACUGAUCAGCUCCCAGUCCUGUAGUCUGAGAGAGCUGGACCUAAGUACCAACAGCCUGAAGCAUUCAGCAGUAAAGCUUCUGUCUAAUGCAGUGGAGAGUCCGCACGCCAAACUGAAUAUUCUGAGACUGAGUGGCUGUAACCUCUCAGAGACAAGCUGUGAAGCUCUGUCCUCAGUUCCCACUUCUCAGUCCUCUAAUCUGAGAAAGCUCGACCUGAGUAAUUCUGACCUGCAGGAUUCCGCAGUGAAGCUUAUUUCUGCUGGACUAAAGAGGUCACAUUGUACAGUGGAAACUCUCAGGGUGGAGCCUGCUGGAGAACAAUGGUUGAGACCAGGUCUGAAGAAGUAUUCCUGUCAACUCACAAUCGACGCAAACACAGUACACACAAACCUCCAACUGUCUGACAACAACAGGAAGGUGACACGUGUAGAGGCGGUUCAGUCAUAUCCUGAUCAUCCAGACAGAUUUGAUGUUCGUCAGCUGCUGUGUAGAAAUGGUCUGACUGGUCGCUGUUACUGGGAGGUCGAGUGGAGAGGAUACGUUUAUAUAUCAGUGAGUUACAGAAGAAUCAGAAGGAAAGGACGCAGCGAUGACUGUUGGUUUGGACACAAUAAUCAGUCCUGGAGUCUGAACUGCUCUUAUGAAGAUCCUCAUUCAAUCUGGCACAAUAACAGACAAACAUGGAUCUCCUCCUCCUCCUCCUCCUCCUCUGUCUCUAACAGAGCAGCAGUGUAUGUGGACUGUCCUGCUGGCACUCUGUCCUUCUACAGAGUCUCCUCUGACACUCUGAUUCACCUCCACACCUUCAACACCACAUUCACUGAAACUCUUUAUCCUGGGUUUUGGGUGGGUACUCAGUCCUCAGUGUCCCUGUGCUGAGUUGAGUGUAAAGAGUGUCCUCCUGUUAGAGUCUGUACAUGUCUGUCUCUUUCUCCCAGAAACGCAUUUUCAGAUUCAUGGAUUCAAUCAGUUGAUGUUUUAAACUGUUCUAAAUGAUUCCUUGUAAACUUCUUCCUCUUCAUUCCUUUAAAGAUGGAAGCUCCCAUUAUUCAAGGAUCCACAUGUUGUUUUUCUGUCUUUUUUCCACUCAAAGCUUCACAGUGAAUAUCAGUAUGUUGUGUUUCUCUGAAGCUCAGUUCACAACCAGCUCCUCUGCAUUUUCAACAAGUCUGAGCUCAUUAAAAUGAAUCCAAAUGUUUGAUUUUUCUUUCUUA
Pelmatolapia mariae (spotted tilapia) is the source of this 4520-nucleotide messenger RNA. RefSeq names its product protein NLRC3-like. Gene Ontology annotation, biological process: regulation of apoptotic process; intracellular signal transduction. The record is from RefSeq and is a predicted model, not a curated record. NCBI's taxonomy places the organism in Eukaryota, Metazoa, Chordata, Actinopteri, Cichliformes, Cichlidae. Gene Ontology annotation, molecular function: protein binding. The transcript is spliced from 12 exons. Bases 1 to 4185 code for a protein of 1394 amino acids.